Rasamsonia emersonii CBS 393.64 is the source of this 2046-nucleotide messenger RNA. RefSeq lists its product as uncharacterized. The transcript has 2 exons. The record is from RefSeq and is a predicted model, not a curated record. The coding region runs from base 1 to 2046 and encodes 681 amino acids. Gene Ontology annotation, biological process: carbohydrate metabolic process. Lineage: Eukaryota; Fungi; Ascomycota; Eurotiomycetes; Eurotiales; Trichocomaceae.
AUGGGUUCAUGGAGCUACCAGGAGGCUACAGCCUCUUCACCCCGGUUGAAAACCAUCGACUGGGGUUCCAAUGGCAGGAUCAUAUCGACAGACCGUGCUGGAACGAUUUUGUACCUUGGUUUCUACCAUCCUCAGCACGGAAUCGCCGUCAUCUCUCCAUACGAACAGUUUGAUGGCGCACGCUUUUACGACCCAACCUAUGUGCGUGCCUAUCGCAAGCGAAUGCUGCAAUGGAUGCAAGACGGUAAACCCGGUUUCGGAGUCCACAUCCACGGCAAGCCAGUCGAUGCCGCCGUGACUGCCCGGGACAGACGACAGAUUCAGUUGGACUAUGAACUCGACAGCGGGAUCCAUGUGCGGAGGGUCCUCUCAGUCGAAACGACCGGCGAAGUGAGACAGACCACGGCCUUGUCCACAGCGUCAUCGCAAGCGGUUUCGGUUCCGGUGACGUUGAAUCUGGGCAUGAGCUUCAAUCGCGCGUCGUACGGCCAGCUGACUGAAGGCGGGCCGAUACCGAUUCCAAAGUCAGAGAACGUGUUCAAGGCAGCGAGGGAUGGGAGCAGUUUCUCGCUGCACAAUCCCAAUCUGGGCGCCUCUGUCGAGGGCCGGGUUUGGUGCAGCUCUCCUGAAGGGAUUGCUUUUGAUCUCGACGUCACGGAGAAGACCUUCUACGACGAACCUGUCAAAGCAGAGUCCACCGCAGUGGUUGAAAUCGCGCCUGGUUCGGGGCUGACCUUCACUGUCAGCUUUUUGCCGCAGAUUGGGAAUUCACUUUCCCAACAAUUCAGACAAGACAUCCGUAGCAACUCUCGUCAACCCUGCAAAUGGCGAUUCCAAGACGCAGCAGCGUCCAAGAUCGUUCUCGGAAAUCUCGAAUACGUGCUCGGAAACUGCAUGAUACCGAUCUCUGACAAAAGCACUUGCGUGAUAACCGAUCAUGUCGCGCUUCCUCUGGGCUGGAAUCGGGACAAUUACUGGCAAAUCCGCUUUCUUCUCGAGGUGUACAAGAAUCUCAACAAAAUAGCGGACGCGACGACAGCAAAAGAGUACAGUGAGGAGAUCCUGCGGAACGUCAAAGGCCAUCUUCACUGGGUCUUCCGCGACGCCCAACGCCCACACCGUUUCUGGCAUCGAUCAUACGUUGCCAACGGCGUCCCCAAGGACCGUCCCAUUUUCCAGCUGGAUCAGCAAUGCUAUCCACUGCUGGAACUAUGUGACUAUUUCGAGUUCGUCCCAGAGACCAAAGAAUUUGUAUCGGAGAUCGUUCGGGAGGGCACCGUCGCUGACAUUGUCGACCUACUCGAAUCGCGACAAGACAGCGAGUCUGGCCUCUUUCCCACGGACGAGACCCCUGGAGAUGACCCUGUGGAGUUUCCAUUCCACUUCUCGAGCCACGUUCUCCUGUGGUACACCUUCACUCGGCUAGCGAGACUGAUCGAGGCCUUGGGAGAUAGUAUCAACAUUGAUGCUUCCAAGCUUCACCCUUCUCGCCUGCGCAAUCUUGCUCAGAAUAUCUUCUCCGCGACGAUGAAACAUUUUGUCUCCGUGAACCCCAAGACAAACGAACGAAUGUUCGCCUACCUGACCAGCGGCGCCGGUCGACACGUCUUCUAUCACGACGCCAACGACAUCCCAACCCUGUUCGCGCCGGAGUGGGGAUUCGUCAACACCCCCGAAGACAUUGCCAUCUGGACUCGCGCGAUGGAGUUUGGUCUGUCGUCCGCGAACGAAGGAGGGUUUUACGGCGACGGACCCUAUGGCGGUCUCGGCAGUGUCCACACCCGCGGGCCAUGGCCCCUGGGUUAUUUCCAGGAGCUCGUUUUCGCCGAGAUGCGAGGCGAUCUCCAGGCAAGGGAACAGGCAUGGCGGAAGAUUCAAGGCGCCAUGUUCCCCGAUGGGCUGUUUUCGGAAGCAGUGGAUGGCCAUACCGGGGAGUGCACUAGCAAGGCCUGGUUUAGCUGGCCGGGCUCGAUGAUUGCCUCUGCGCUGCUGCAAGAUCGUUGCGGUCAGGUUCGUCCUGGAGACAUGUUGACGUCGGUCAUCUGA